CCCCCGAACCCCCCGAGGCGGCACCGCCACCAACCGCCAAGCCCCGCGACGUCGCCGUCGACAUGACAGUGGAGUGGCGCUGCUAGCCCCGGGCUGCAGUGAGAGUGUGUGUGAGUGAGUGAGAGUGAUUCAGUGAUACCAGUGCAGCAUGUGCGCGUGACGCGGCCCAGCGGACGACGCCAGUGAAUAACUUUUCGGAUUGUCUCGCCAUUCGUCGCAUCGCCCGGCGUCGCCCCCAGCAGCGAAGUCGCCGAGCAAGAUGGGGCGGAGUUGGCGGGGGGGCACCCUAUUGGGGCUGCUCGCCACCCUGGCCACCCUAGCAGCCCUAGCCACGGCGGACGACAGCAACAAGCGGGUGGUGUGCUACUACACCAACUGGUCCGUGUACCGGCCCGGCACCGCCAAGUUCAGCCCGCAGAACAUCAACCCCUACCUGUGCACCCACCUCAUCUACGCCUUCGGCGGCCUCACCCGCGAGAACGGCAUCCGCGCCUACGACAAGUACCAGGACAUUGAGCAAGGCGGCUACGCCAAGUUCACGGGCCUCAAGAGCUACAACAAGCAGCUCAAGACGAUGCUGGCCAUCGGCGGCUGGAACGAGGGCUCGGCGCGCUUCUCCCCCAUGGUGGCCGACCCGGAGCGGCGCGCCGAGUUCGUGAAGAACGCCGUGCGCUUCCUGCGCACCAACCACUUCGACGGCCUGGACCUGGACUGGGAGUACCCCGCGUACCGCGACGGCGGCAAGCCCGCCGACCGCGACAACUACGCCGCCCUGGUGCAGGAGCUGCGCGAGGAGUUCGACAAGGAGGCCAAGAAGACGGGCCGGCCGCGCCUGCUGCUCACCAUGGCCGUGCCCGCCGGCAUCGAGUACAUCGACAAGGGCUACGACGUGCCGCGCCUCAACAAGUACCUGGACUUCAUGAACAUCCUCAGCUACGACUACCACUCCGCCUUCGAGUCGGCCGUCAACCACCACUCGCCGCUGUACCCGAUCGGCGAGGACGACGAGUACAACUUCGAGGCGGCCCUCAGCAUUGACUACACCAUCAAGCACUACUUGAAGAUGGGCGCCUCGCGCGACAAGCUGGUGCUGGGCAUCCCGACGUACGGCCGCUCCUACACGCUGUUCAACCCCGACGCCUCCGAGCUGGGGGCGCCGUCCGACGGGCCGGGCGAGCAGGGCGACGCCACCAGGGAGAAGGGCUACCUGGCCUACUACGAGAUUUGUGAGGCGGAAGGCUGGGAGGUGCAGAAGCCGCACCCGAAAGCCAUGGGCCCCUACGCCGUCAAGGGGAACCAGUGGGUCGGCUACGACGACAUGGAGAUCGUCAAGCUCAAGGCCGAGUACGUGAACGAGAAGGGGCUUGGAGGCAUCAUGUUCUGGUCCAUCGACAACGACGACUUCAGGGGCAAGUGUCACAGCCGGCCCUACCCCCUCAUCGAGGCGGCCAAGGAGGCUCUGUUGGACGUCAAGUCGGGCAACGAGAAGAACCUGAUCUCCUCCAAGACGAGCAAGAACAAGUCCGGGCACCGCGCGAGCGACAGCAGCGCGGCGCGCAGCGAGAGCAGCAGCAGCAGCACGCCGCGGCGCACCAACAAGCUCAAGACCAAGGCCCCCGCCAGCACCAGGAGGACCACGGCCGCCACCACGCCCUCCACCACCUCCACCACGGGCCACGGGCUCACCACCCCCGAGCCGCCCUCCACGCCGGACCCAGGCAGCGACUUCGUCUGCAAGGACGAGGGCUUCUUCCCCCACCCCCGCGACUGCAAGAAGUACUUCUGGUGCCUGGACAGCGGGCCCUCCAACCUCGGCAUCGUGGCGCACCAGUUCACGUGCCCGUCCGGCCUGUUCUUCAACAAGGCGGCAGACUCGUGCGACUACGCGCGCAACGUGAUCUGCUCCAAGAAGGCCGCCGCCCCGGCCACCACCGCGACCGCGUCCACCACGGCCGCCACGCCGGCCGUCAGCGUCGGACGCAUCACCACCUCCACGACCACCACGACCACCACCACCGAGGCGCCCUUCGAAGAGGAGGAAGAGGAGGAGGAGGAGGUGGACGACGUGGAAGACGGUGGCCAGGAAGACCCCGAGGCGCUCAAGGAGCUCCUCAACCUCAUCAAGAAGCUCGGUGGAGUCGAGGAGCUCGAGAAGCAGCUUCGCGGCGGCAGCAGCAGCGGCGCCGUCGAGUCCCCCGCGGCCAGCCCCAGCAGCGGUACCACCAACAACCACCUCAACAGGAACAGGAGCUUGGUGGAGCGCGUGCUGCAGGGCCGCAGCCGCCACGCCGCCACGCUGUCCACGUCGUCGGCCUCGGACGCCACCACGCCGAGGUACAAGUCGCUCUUCAGGAACGGGCCCUCGCGGCCGCAGAACGACGGCCUGCAGGACGCCAAGGACCCCCAGAAGGACAGGGAGCGGCCCAAGUACGUCAGCAUCCGCCGAGAGAGACCCACUGUCGCCGCCGAGCUGGAGGAGGCCGUCCAGAACGAGCCCGAGGAGACGGCGGUGGAGGCGCGCACGCGCAGCCGCUACGACAAGCCCGCCAAGCGGGAGGAGGACCAGGGUGACGACGACGAGGAGGUGGUGCAGGACGAGAGGCGCCCCGCCAAGCCUGCCACACCCGAGUACAUCACCCUGCGCAGGAACAGGCCCAGCGACGAGCCCGCCGUCACCACCUCGCGCUACGUGACGCUGCAGAGGGGGCGGCCGUCCUCCACGACCGAGGCGGCGGCCCUGUCCUCGCAGGACGAGGAGGACGACGAUGAGGAGGUAGAGUCCACGUCCUCUGAGGAGGACGUGGGCGCCGUGGCCGUGGUGACGCCGUCGCCGUCCGUGGCGCCCUACAGGGAGGGCCCCGUGUACCGGCCCACCCCGCUGCGGACGACGCGGCCCGCCGAGGACGAAGAGGAGACCGCCGCCACGACCUCCCCGACCACGACCACCACCGCGACCCCAAAGGUGUCUGCCGAGAGAGUGUCCCUGAGGCGGCCCGGCGGCUUCCUGAACCACGGCAGCCGCGGCCGCCGGCCCACCACGCAGGCCCCCGCCACGACCACCACCACGGCGGCGCCCAGGCGCACCCCGCCCAGGGUGAUCCGCAGACGGAAGCCCGCCGCCACCACGGCCAGCCCCAUCGACUCGGACGGCGCGGCGCAGACCUCGGCGCCCUCCAGGGAGUCCGUCGUCAACAGAGGACAGAGUGCCGCUGCCGCCCAGCGGCGAAGGAAGUUCCGGCCCGACGUCAAGACGACGACGUACUCGUACGAGGAGGCCACCGCCACCACUCUCUCAGAGGCAACGACGGAGCGAGGCCGCUUCUCGUUCCCGAGGCGGCGGCCGACGGGCAAGUCCGCCGAGGCCGGCAGUGCC
Molecule: messenger RNA, 3373 nt
Organism: Thrips palmi
Lineage: Eukaryota; Metazoa; Arthropoda; Insecta; Thysanoptera; Thripidae
Gene: Cht6
Product: flocculation protein FLO11
Exons: 17
Biological process (GO): chitin catabolic process; carbohydrate metabolic process
Cellular component (GO): extracellular region
Molecular function (GO): chitin binding; chitinase activity
Source: RefSeq, a predicted model, not a curated record